Molecule: messenger RNA, 2550 nt
Organism: Loxodonta africana (African savanna elephant)
Lineage: Eukaryota; Metazoa; Chordata; Mammalia; Proboscidea; Elephantidae
Product: collagen alpha-1(I) chain-like
Exons: 6
Coding region: 1-2550 (849 amino acids)
Source: RefSeq, a predicted model, not a curated record
AUGCGGAAGAGGGAGCCACGCAGAGGCUCUCAGCAGGAGCCUGCGAGCUCAGAGAGCUCCUCUUCCCCAGUCCCAAAGCCCGCCUCACUGAAAGCUUUCCCCAGACAGAAAGGACCACGCACCAGGCUCUUCCACCCCAGCGGACGGGCGGGAAAGGUGGCCCCCCGCCCCGCAUUGGGUCCACCCUCCUCUCCGCCCGCCUUGCCGCGGCCGGGGUCCCCUCCCUUCCGACACUGGAAGCUGCCAGAGCCUCCCCAGGCCAGGCGGGAGCACGUGUCACGUCUGGAGGACCAAAGACCCGCGCACAUGAAGGCCGCUGCCCACGCGGCCCGUGACGACCCUCCGCCCCGGGCGCAUCUCUCCACUCGGGUCUUCUUGGUUGGACGCCCCCCUCGGCUGCGGGGACCCUGGGGGACUGAGGGGAAGCAGCGCGGGAGAGGCCUGCCCGCAGGCCGUCGCUCUCCGGUCCCGCGCCGCACCCGCCGCCCGGCCCCUGCCCGGCACGGGGAACCUGAAGGCCAGAGCCCGGCGCGACCCUCGCCCUGUCAGCGCGGCGCCGGCGACCCUUACCUAGCGUCCCGGCACCUCCCGCCUUCGCCCCGCCCCUCCCGGCGGAGGCUCCGCCCCGCUCCUGUCACGUGCUCGAGAGCGCCGCAGCUAUUGGCUCGCCCUGGCCCUGGCGACGCGGAAGCCGGGGUCAGCGCAGGGACUGCGCUCUGCAUCCAUUGGCUCGCCUUGGCCCGGCGGCGCGGGCGCGUGGGUGGAGCCAGGGUCAGGGCGGUGACGCAAGCGCGCUCCCGGCCUUGCGGGCCGGGGAAGCUUGGGGAGGGAGACGCGCGAGAAAAAGGAGGCGGGAGGGCGCAGCAAGCUUAUCUUAAAGGGGACGCGGGCGCCUUGCCGCGACGUACAGACGUGGAAACUGAGGCCCGUAGAAGGGUUGAGACCUCAGUUUCAACGCUACAACCUCCGGGAGGCUCGCGGUCCCCGGGGACGCGCCGGGCCAUGACCGCCCGGGUGGAGCCUCGGGGCCCGUUUCUCAUGCCCGGCGCUGCCGGCAGGGCCGCGGGCAGAGGCCGCCCCCAGAGCAGGCGGAGGAGUCGGGUACCCGGUUCCCCCGGCCGGGGCCGAGCCGGGGAGGGUGUGAGGCGUGGGCCGGUGCGGCCGGACGGUGGCGCCCGUGCACCGCGGGCGCACUGGGCCUCCCCUGGCUGGGUGAAACCACUGCAGCGCAGGCCCGAGCGAGUGUGGAUGGAACGCUGGGAGCCAAGGGUGACCCCAGGGCCCGGGCCCGGGAAUAUAGGCGUUCCGGCCAUGUGCAAGGGGCGCCUGGGGAAGGGCAGGCUCAGCCCUGCGGCGUCUGUGGGACGCGUCGCCCACCCAAGCAGGGGAGGCCCGGGGCGGGGUUGCCUGAAGCCCAGAGAGAGGAGCGCCCCGGCUGGAGACUUAAGUCCGCACACGAUGGCUGGAGGAGCACCUGCGCCCUGGCGAGACAAGCCUUACCUUCAUUCCUCCAAUAUUCAAAGUCAACAGCCGGUCACCCCACCUGGGCACACGCGACAGCCAGGCCUCUCCCGUACGCGGCCACCCCAAUCCAUGUCUCCCCACAGGCCCCCGCACACGCUCCCACUCCUCGCAGCUUUGCGCCCUUGCUGUCCUUACUGCCGCCAACACCGUCGUUGCAACUGCCGAGCCUUGGCACAAGCUGUCCGCUGCCUGGAAAGCUCCUGCCCAGGUCUCAACAGGGCAUCUCGCUGGUUUGGGGUCCUUGCUCGAAUGGUCGUGAAGCCUUCUCUGCAUAUGUGGGCAGCUCUCCCCCGCCCACCGUUUGGACCCUUUGAGGGCCCCAUUUCUCUUCAGGGCAGUGUCCGGGUUGCAGGCUCCGGGCAGCCUGGGAGGCUGGCACCCAGCAGGCUCCGGGCAGCCUGGGAGCCUGGCACCCAGCAGGCUCCGGGCAGCCUGGGAGCCUGGCACCCAGCAGGCUCCGGGCAGCCUGGGAGCGUGGCACCCAGCAGGCUCCGGGCAGCCUGGGAGCGUGGCACCCAGCGGGCUCCGGAGGCUGAACAGGCUGCCCCGAAGGUCCCAGUAGCCAGGGAUGCAGUCACAGACACGCAGAGGCUGGAGACAGCUCCUCGAAUCCAAACCAGGAGGGCUCGGGCUGGGACACCAGGAUCUACAAUCAGGGAAGCGAUGCUGAUCAAGAGGGAAGUGUGGAAGGAAGCGAGCCAGUUCUCAGGGCGGCUGGGGCUGGAGCAGCUGAGUGAGCCCUCCCCAAGGGGAGAACCCACCGUGCAGGGGGCCCCACUGUCAUUGUUCUGUGCGCUCAUUGAGACCACAGCUGCCUCAGGAACGCACCUGACAACGCCUUCACCAGCCACGCCAGCAGAGGGGAGCUCCGAGGGGGAGACAGGAGGCAUCUGUUCCCAAGGAGCCUCACACCCUGGAGGCUGUGUGGGGGAGUGGCCAGCACAGCCCCGGGCUGCUCAGAGGCUGCUGCAGCCCACAGCUCGGGUGAAACUGGCCUGGAUUCAGAGAGGAGGCCCGGGGGCGUAG